GCAUAUUUCAACAAGUAAACAAGUGACAACAUCAUUUGCCGCACCGUCCGUUGCAUUGCCCAGUUACCCAGUUGAGUAUCCCUCCAAACUAUCUGCCGACAAAGUCUCGGCCAGACCACUAGGAGCAAUAAACCCACCACAGCCCACCACAGCCCAUCGACAGACAGAUAGAUCUUUUGCCGUAAUUCAAGCUUCUGAUAUGGCCAUCUUUCCAUCCACUGAAUGUGGAUCGAAAUCUUGUAAGUUAAAUGACAUUGUUGCUGUCUUAUAAAUAAUUUAUCAUUUAUGUAUUGGAAGUAACGUAAUAUGUGUCAAUUAAUGUACUACUUUACACCAUAUGACAUGGUUAAUCUCUCUGAGCGUGAUUUAAACACCUGGAAGCUGGGAUAUUUAUUGGACAUAAAAUAAAAAUUUGAAAAAGAAAAAUAGCUGGACAUCAAGUAAACCAUGCUACAGGGAAAAAAUUUGUCAACUUACUUAUGCUCUAUUUUCUUUAACAUAAUGAAAUCGUUUUUGAUGUCUGCAGAUUUGACUUAUACAUUUACAAAUAUUGGCAGUGGCCCAUUGAUGUGGGAGAUUGCCUCCAUUUGCCCUCCUUAUGUUGUUGUAAGUACUUUAAAGAUCAAGAGUUAAAAAGCGGUAAAAUAAUAAUUCUAUAAUUUAAAAUUAUGUACCUGUACUGUCGAAAUGUUUGAUUAAUCGUUUUUCAUUUUUUUAACAAUAGCAUGCAAAUACUACCAAGGAUGUUUACAGAGUUCACUAUGAAGUAUUCAAGUUACAUCCAUUAACUGGUGUUCUUCAACCCGACGAAACUGAAAAGGUGUGUCCAUAAUUUUAUAGAAUAUUUAGAAAAUAAAAAUAUAUUUUUCAUUUAUGUUCUUCACGUGUGUUCACAAUGAGGUUUAUAUAUAGCUAAGUAGAUAUUUAUCCAUCGAUGGAAUAUUGAUAUUUAUUAUUGUAUAGAAGUGGGCUCUGACAAUGUCUGUGUUAAAAAUAUAUAUAUAUAUAUAUAUAUAUAUAUAUAAACAAAUUAUAGAUGAUUACCGGGUAUAUGGAUUUACUAAUACUGGUGCCAUUUCUCCUCCCCAAGAUCUCUAUUGAGUUUUGUCCCCAGUCCAAGGGUUCAUUCAACCAGACUUGGAGCAUUCAUGAUACAGCUGAGGACCAGGUGUCCUGCCACAAAUUCAACCUUUAUGCGAAAGUAGUUUUUCUUUUUUUAUUCCACUCUAACACUGUGUUAUCUUUUUUUUAAAAAUGUGAUUAAUGUGAAUUUAAUAUGAAUAGGGCUUAUGUAAAGAACUUCUCAUAUUCAAUAACUUCUUCUACAGUUAACUGUAUCAUAAAUACAUUUUUUUUUACUUCUGCUUCAUUGAAAUAACAGCAAGUUGAAACCAAUGUAAAUUAUUAUCUGUAUCAAUGUCAAAUAUUGAGGACUAUUCAAAAUUGCAAUGCACUUAUUCUCCAGUUAAAUUAAUAUUGAGCCCACUUAAUCAUUACCGUUUAAAAUAAAAGAAUGACUUAAAGUUAUACAGCUUAAAAUAUUUGUUUUUCCCCAUUUAGGCCAAGCCAAACCCACAUGAGCAGUUAAAUGCAGAUUCAGAUGCCAUACCCCAGGGACUUAGCAAAACAUUAGUUCCAUCCCCCUCACAUGUCAAGCCAUCCAAUCAAAACUCAACCUCAGCCAGCCUGACACCUUUCACCAAAAUCAGCAGACAGGAUGCCUACACAACCCAACAGUCCCCUGUUCCACGACAGGGUCCAUCAGCUUAUCUGAGUAAUCAGGAAAACAAAGCAAUGGGUGGAAGGGGUAUAUCAUUGGGCCAAAACAGCAACACAAAUGCUGCUGCACAGAGAGAUUCUCAACCUGGUAGAGAGUCAGGCAUACAAAGAACCACUGCAGAAUGGACAGAAGUACAGACACAUUCAGAGUUGAUCAAAGGGUCACAAUAUGCUAGCAAAGUUACCAGGUAUUCAAGUUCAGCUACAUCCACAGCAACGCCCCUGUCUCCAAAAGGAGGGGAAAAACAAUCAGCAAGGUAGGGGACAUUUGAUUUUUAAAAAAAGUGGUGAAGGUUUUAUUUCUACAUUUCAUAAAACUUGACGAUUUUUUAAACCUCAAACCCUUUGCAUAACCCCUCCUUUAUUCUUUUUUAGAGUAAAUUUAAUGAGCUUAACGUACACAAACACCACCACCAUUGUGUGUGAAAUAUUUUAAUGUGUACCAGUAUUUUGUUUCUUCAUUAGCCAGGAGACUAGCUUCACUAGCUCAAGUGUAAAGGAAAAAGGUUUGCAUAUCACAGACUCAAACAUCAAAUUUCCAACACUUCACAUUCAAGACAGUGCCAUAUUAAAAGUUUAUCUGCAAAAUCAAACAAAGGAAAUAGCUGAGGUAGGUCAUCAAACUCUUGUGGAAUAAUACAAGACAAGUUUUAUUUAAAUGUUUAAAAAUUAAAAGUCCCUGGUAUUUAUUGAAUGCAGUUCUUCAUGGGUUCCUCUGAGGAAGUCACCCUGUUGGAGUUCAUGUAUGAAACUAUUUGUAAUUAUUUGUCUUAAUUAAGUCAUGCUGUGACUGUAACAUCAAUUCCUAAGUUAUUUUUAAAUGAUAUUAUUCCUUUCAUUUUAGGUUGUGGUUGAGUAUGAACCUAACCCACCUUUCCUGAUCAAACAUCACUCUUUCAAAGUUGGGUAAGUAUUUUUAUGGGGGAUUUUUGUGUUACUGGCGAAAGUUGAAAUAAGAAAUGAAAAGAAACUGAUGACAUUAAUUUUUCACAAAUAUUAUUUAUUGAAAAACAGAAUUUAACUGAUUUCUUUUUUUUAAAAACUAAAUGAUUAUUCUUUUGUUUUUUAAAACAUUUUAAUUUUUUAAAUACAUUUUUAAUAUAUUUCUGUAUAUGUCCUUCCAAUUUUACAGUGUAGACAAAAUGGUGAUAUUCCCAGUGACUUUCAAGCCUAGACACAUUGGACACUUUAAAGACAAGGUGGUUUUCCGGGAAAUCCGCUCAGGGAAGACUCUCACAGCUUUGCUGGAUGCUCAGUGUGAAAAAAAAUCUUUGUAGGAGACACAGUAUGGGUUGGGAUAACCCCUGGUGUAAGCUGCCUUUAAUAUUGUCAGAGGUGUUACAUAUGUGUGUUUAUUUGUUGUUGCAUCUUGUCACAACUUAACUAUUUAUUGCCAGGAUUUAAAAACUUGUUUAAUUUUUUUGUAUAUUAAAAUUGCCAGAAUGUGCAACAUGAAAUCAUAUUAUUGGUACAUGAUUUACAAUUUACAAUGCAAAUGAGAUCUUAAAAUACAGUGUUCAUGUUCUUUCAUUUAAUGUGCCUUACCGUACUUUGGUUUGUUUCGAAAUGAAUUUAGGUCAUUAAUUAUGAUUAAUUGAGGAGAAAAAUAAAGCAGACAAUAAACUAAUUUCAUAUAGAGUUGAA
Molecule: messenger RNA, 3423 nt
Organism: Lymnaea stagnalis (great pond snail)
Lineage: Eukaryota; Metazoa; Mollusca; Gastropoda; Lymnaeidae
Source: the annotation of a GenBank genome assembly